UUGCUUCCUUUCUUCUCCACCCACCAAAACUUUCCUUUCUCUCCACCUUUUCGUAAAUAAAUUGUACAACAACGAAGACAAAAUCUGAAGAAAAACAAAGUAACAAUUUAUAAUAAUAAUAAUAAUUAUUAUAAUUAGAAAAAGCAAAACCUCAUCGGCUUCUCUCUUUCAACCGUCCACGCAAUUCACACACACCAAACGAACGAAACUUUCACAGCAACAAGAAGACAAAAAGGAGGAUAAAAGGGAAAUAAAAGAAUUUGGGGAAGUUUUUGAAAUUGGAAACAGGGUUUGAUUUCUCUUUUGGGUUUGCGAUUUUUUUUGAGGGGUUUGAUUUUCCCAUGGCGAAGAAGAGGAAAUCAGACGCCACGCGCCUUGAUGAAGUUGACCGUACCAUGUACACCACCUUCUGCAGCGCCGCCAACUCGCUCUCUCAGCUCUACUCGCAGGCGAUGAACCAUCAGCGCCUCAGCUUUCAGACCGGCGAGCGCCACGCGCUGGAGAAACUUUAUCAGUGGAUUCUGAGGCAGCAAGAAGAAGGAUCAAGAGUAACAACUGUUGAUAUAGUUGCUUAUUUGCAGAAUGAGCUUGAAUAUGGAGUAGAGGAGCCUCCGGUGUCCCCCAGGUUGCCUAUUCAGCACCAACAUCCUCAAACUGCAUUAAAUAAUUUAGGAGUUCCCAAUGCUUCGAUUCCAUGCGUGCCAGCAGCAGUGGGGCCUGGAGUCCGUCCUGGACUACCAGAUCAAGCGAAAAACUCUGUUUUCUCAAAUGCUCUCUCCAGCCCCGUUCGUCGCAGCCUUCAGCACUAUCACUUGUCACAUGGUCCUCGGAAUACUGAUGCCAACAAUGUUCAUCAGCAGAACAGGGAUGCCAAUUCUCCCAGUUCUGAAUCCAUGGAUAUCCCUGCAGAUAGUCCAGGCCAUGACUUUCCAUAUUGAAAUUUAUGUGUGGUUUUUUUACAUUAUUUGUUUUUUGUUGUUUAAAGGUAUGUGUGGUGCUUAGAUGCCUUGAAAAUUCACUGAAAAUGUAGUGUGCAAGUUCCAUUUUAUGUACUACUAAUAUCAUAUUUCUCUA
Molecule: messenger RNA, 1074 nt
Organism: Mangifera indica (mango)
Lineage: Eukaryota; Viridiplantae; Streptophyta; Magnoliopsida; Sapindales; Anacardiaceae
Exons: 3
Coding region: 342-938 (198 amino acids)
Source: RefSeq, a predicted model, not a curated record